AUGGAAUGUCCUGCGUCGCCGGGGCCCCGGCUCGCUUUUUCCUCCUUUCUUCGCAAGCGGUUGCAACUGGUUGUGGCCGUCGCUCUGGUCUUCUGGUAUACGACUGAGCCAGCGCCCCUGAACACCUCGCCUGCUGCGCGGUCUGCUUCGCAUCGCAACGGCCUUGCCUCUGGUUGGGUAGUCCGUGCGGACGCCGCCGAGUAUAACGAGUCAAGCAGCCAGGACCGCCAAGCUCCGAAGCACCCUGGCGAAAUCGACGAGCCGUCAUUGGAAGAGGGUCGCAAUUCCCUCGCUCGGUAUUCACCAAGGUCGCGCACACGGAAGGCCUCUGUGCGACGUCCAGUCAUUAGCCCGUUGGCUAUAUCCCUCGCCCUUAUGACCCUUGGAAUUGGGGCGCUGGCGGGAGUUCGUCAGCUAAAGAAACCAGCGGAGGAGGCAGGGCCUCACAGGAAUGCACAGGCAACUGACCGUCAGAAUGCGGACGCUGCGGGACCCGCCCCAGCUGCAGCAUCGGACCAUUCCGCCGGCACACCUAACGAGGACGCGGAGGAAACCGAAUCCCCUACUUCCCCUCCUAUGCCUUCUGACGCUGAACCUGCGAAUGCUGACCCUGCUGACGCUGAACCUGCGGAUGCUGACCCUGCUGUCGAUUUAGGUGCUACGGCUGCUGCUGCUGACGGCGCAUCGGAGACGGUACGUCCAAGAAUGAAGGAGCCUCGGUCGCUGGCUUUCGACCCUUCCCUUGUUGCAUACCACUGGGAUGUUUCCUUGUAA
Messenger RNA from Besnoitia besnoiti, 774 nucleotides. RefSeq lists its product as uncharacterized. Bases 1 to 774 code for a protein of 257 amino acids. The record is from RefSeq and is a predicted model, not a curated record. The transcript has 4 exons. NCBI's taxonomy places the organism in Eukaryota, Apicomplexa, Conoidasida, Eucoccidiorida, Sarcocystidae.